ACGCCUCAUUAAUUUUCCCAGGCCUGGUGACGGAAUCAGGUCGCGUAUAAAAGGCGGCACCUGCACCGCUGGAGAGCCAGAAAGGAGCAGGAGCAGUAACCAAUUGGCGCUCACAGAAGAAAAAAAACAGUCCAAACUGCAAAAGGGAGAAUGUAUCUAAAUAUCUCAGUUUGCUGUUUGUCUCUUCUGCUGCUUAAUGUUGUGAGAGCCAAACCCAUUUCUGACCUCCAGAGCUUGCAGCAGCUUUUAGAAGACGACAUCAGCACUGCGCCCCUCUUCUCCUCAGAGGAGAAGAUGGAGACGGAGGGGGAAGAUGUCAACACAGACAAGUCUGUGUUCGGAGCUCCGGAGCUGCAGCAGACGUGGAAUUCCUCCUCCGACCUCAUCAACUCCGCGCUGACAGCUAAAGGAAACGCGCUCGCGCGUCUCUUCAAAGACUUAACCAGGACCUCCAAGCGCUCGUGGAGCCGGUACAAGAAGGGUGGACUGAGGAGCUGCUUCGGGGUCCGUUUAGAGAGGAUCGGCUCCUUCAGUGGAUUGGGAUGCUGAGGUGCAGAUGACUCAUUAUGCAUAUUGUGAUCAACUCCGGAGCUGUGACUGACUCUGAAAGACAAACCCCCAUCCCUUUUUUUCAUACGUCAGCUAUUAAACAAUAAAUUAUUAAAAGCUUAUUUAUUAUUUAUCUGUAUGUCUUUAUUAUUUAUAUUUAUGUCUGAUAAAGUGGAAUUUUCUUUGUUUAAAGACUGUGCUGUAGUAAAACAUUUAUUUUGCAUAAUAUCCGUGUCCAGCAGUUCUUUGGUUUCUGUGAUAAUGCACCUAAAAGCAUCUUUACAUUUUCAGAGGGAAUAAUAGAGUGAUAAAUAGAGCUCACGCGCUCCUUUAUGUUUCAGAUCUGUGAUCUGUCUGAACGCAGAGUUGUUGAUAUUUUUGUAGGGGAUUGAUCACAUACAGAUUCACAGCACCGCUGGGCCACAGCUGCAGCAGAUGCCAGAACACAAGACCCCCCAACAAGUUCCCGAGGCGCGAAAUAACGAGCCAAUGGUGGCAAAGCGAAGUCAGGGCCUUCCGGCAGUCAGUCACACAUCAUGACUGACAUGGAAG
Molecule: messenger RNA, 1101 nt
Organism: Melanotaenia boesemani (Boeseman's rainbowfish)
Lineage: Eukaryota; Metazoa; Chordata; Actinopteri; Atheriniformes; Melanotaeniidae
Gene: nppal
Product: natriuretic peptide A-like
Exons: 3
Coding region: 151-549 (132 amino acids)
Cellular component (GO): extracellular region
Molecular function (GO): hormone receptor binding; hormone activity
Source: RefSeq, a predicted model, not a curated record